UGGGCAGUGCAGAGCAUACAUACACCCUUUUAUUAAUGGGCUUUUGUAGAACAAAAAAACAAAUCGGCCCAGUAAAAGUGAACCGUCCAUACUCUGGUCUGGUCUACGAAGCGGCGUCGCACUUGCGAAAUGCAGGCACGUGUGUGAGGUAUGAUAGCGAAGGUUCUUCUGGACCUUCCUGUUUGGCAACUGAGAUUGGCGUGAUCAUCAAAUACAAACACGACUACUUCAUUCCUGGUUUGUCUUUCUUGUCAAGCAAUUGAAUUUUCAAAUCCCAAAAGAAGAGAGAUCUCAGAGUACAUUUGUUUUCUGAGCUUCGUCAAUGUCUUCUCCUGCAGAAUUCUACAGUUCGCUUCCACCUAUAAGCAAAACUUAUGGGACCCUAUGUUUGUUCUUCACAACAGCAUAUCAGUUUGGUCUAUAUCAUCCUAAAUAUAUUGCAUUGAUAUAUGAACGAGUAUUCUUACAUUUUGAGGUGUGGAGGCUGAUUACCAACUUCUUUUUCCUAGGGCAAUUCUCUAUCAACUUUGGAAUUCGCCUUUUAAUGAUAGCAAGAUAUGGAGUCCAACUGGAGAAUGGACCAUUUCAAAGGCGUACAGCAGAUUUCUUGUGGAUGAUGAUCUUUGGAGCUUUCACAUUAUUGGCAUUAUCUGUCAUCCCCUGGUUCCGGUCCCCCUUCUUAGGAGUGUCACUGGUCUUCAUGCUUCUUUAUGUCUGGAGUAGAGAAUUCCCGAAUGCCAAUAUCAACAUUUAUGGUCUUGUGUCUCUUAAGGCAUUUUAUUUACCUUGGGCAAUGCUUGCUUUAGACGUUAUUUUUGGUUCAAAACUUCUGCCAGAUCUGUUGGGAAUCGUUGCUGGACAUCUGUAUUACUUCCUGACUGUGCUGCAUCCACUUGCUGGUGGGAAAAACAUAUUGAAGACUCCAAUGUGGGUCAGAAAAGACUGAGAGUUUGCCAAGAAGAAACUGAAAACGAGUAGUGGUGUGAAUCUUCGUAAAGAAAUCAGCAAGUUGCAAUGCUGAAGAGACGAAAGGAAGCGAGAGGAAACCAGACUGCAAAUGCUAACAGACAAAAUGACAAUCAAUCUCAAUGUGCUUUGUCCGCUCAUGAAAGACAGUGUUAUGUGCAAUCUGAAUAGCAUUGCGGUUGUCACAAUAAAGGGAGGUCAGAGAAGACUGAGGGACACCUAAAUUAGUCAAGAGACAGUGAGGCCAAAUAAUCUUAGCAGUGGCAUGAGCCAUAGCACGGUAUUCAGCCUUGGCAGUGGAACGCGCAACAACAGUUUGCUUCUUUCUCUUCCAAGAAAUUAAGGAAUCACCAAGAAACAUGCAGAAGCCAGAAGUAGACUUGCGAUCAGUGACAUUACCAGCCCAAUCAAAAUCAGUAUAAGUUACCAAGUCGAAAGAGGAAGUAGAAGACAACAAUAAAUCUUGAAAGAUAGUAACCCGGAGAUAACGAAGAAUCCGAACUAAUACAGCCCAAUAUGGGGAGCGAGGAGCAGAGACAAACUGGAGACCUUGAAAAAUAGUAAACCUUGAAAGAUAGUACCCCGGAGAUAGCGGAGAAUCCAAACCAAUACAACCCAAUGUGGGGAGCGAGGAGCAAAGACAAACCGAUUAACGACAUGAAUAGCAUAGACAAGAUCAGGACGAGUAACUGUAAGAUAAACUAACUCACGAGCUCUCGAUAUAAAGAAGGAUCAUCCAGAAGAACACCAUUAGUAGUGUUGAGCUUGACAUUAAGUUCAAUGGAGGUAUCAGAAAUCUUAGUGUCAGUAAGACCGGCAUGAUGAAUAACUUCAUUGGCAUACUUGGUCUGAAAAAGAAAGUAGCCCUUAGGAGAAGAAGUAAUCUCAAUACCCAGAAAAUACCGUAAUAGGCUCAUAUCCUUUAUUUCAAAGGUGUGGAAAAGAUGCUGUUUGAUCUCAGAUAUAGCAGAAGAGUCAGAACCAGUGAUGAUCAUAUCAUCUACAUACAGUAAUAACGCAACAAAUCCAGCAGAGUUGUGAAAAAGAAAUAAAGUAAAGUCCUGGGCACAAGGAUGAAAUCCAAGCUUAGUAACAGCAGUCUGAAAGCGAUCAUACCAAACAUGAGGAGAUUGUUUCAGACUAUACAGAGCACGCCGAAGGCGAUAAACCUGUCCAGAGGAAUGGUGAAAGCCAGGGGGAGGAUGCAUGUAAAUCUCCUCGGUGAGAUGACCAUUAAGAAAAUCAUUCUUAGCAUCCAUCUGAUAAAGAGGCCAAGAACGAACAGCAGCAACAGAGAUCAAAGUACAGAUAGUAGUCAUCUUGGCAACGGAGUAAAAAUCUCCUCAUAAUCAAUACCAUACUCUUGUGAGAAACCUUUGGCAACCAGACGAGCUUUAUAGCGCUCAAGAGAACUAUCAGAAUGAGUCUUGAUUUUGUAGAUUCAUUUACAACCAACCAGAUUCUUACCAGUAAGCAAAGGAACUAACUCCCAAGUACUAGUUUUCUGUAGAGCAGACAACUCAUCCUCCAUAGCUUGAAU
This is a messenger RNA of Camellia sinensis, 2506 nucleotides long. The record is from RefSeq and is a predicted model, not a curated record. Lineage: Eukaryota; Viridiplantae; Streptophyta; Magnoliopsida; Ericales; Theaceae.